Messenger RNA from Symbiodinium natans, 999 nucleotides. Lineage: Eukaryota; Dinophyceae; Suessiales; Symbiodiniaceae. The record is from the annotation of a GenBank genome assembly.
AUGCGUAAGACAGCGUUGAUCACGGGCAUCACAGGGCAGGAUGGCUCCUACCUGGCCGAGUUUCUCUUGGAGAAGGGCUACUGCGUCCACGGCAUCAUCCGGAGAUCAUCCUCUUUCAACACGGCGCGCAUUGACCACAUCUUCGACAAGGUGAACCUGCACUAUGGCGACCUUGUAGACUCCAGCAACCUCGCCUCAAUCAUGGCCAAGGUCAAGCCCGAUGAAGUCUACAAUUUGGCCGCGCAAUCCCACGUCAAGGUCUCCUUCGAGGAGCCAGAGUACACGGCACAAGCUGAUGGCGUGGGAACCCUGCGGCUGCUGGAGGCAAUUCGCACCGUGGGCCUGGAGAAAACUACCAGGUUCUACCAAGCAUCGACGUCGGAGCUCUACGGUAUGGUGCAGGAGGUGCCACAGAAAGAGACGACGCCCUUCUAUCCCCGAUCGCCCUACGCCGUGGCCAAGCUCUACGCCUACUGGAUUGUCGUGAACUACCGCGAGGCGUACGAGAUGUUCGCGGUGAACGGCAUCCUGUUUAACCACGAGUCACCUCGCCGAGGAGGUACUUUUGUGACGAAGAAGGUCACGGCCAACGUUGCCCAGGUCAUGGCAGGCACCCGAGACCGGAUCCUUUUGGGGAACCUGGACUCCAAGCGCGACUGGGGCCACGCCAAGGACUACGUCCGGAUGAUGUGGAUGAUGCUGCAGGUGGAGAAGCCCGACGACUUCGUGGUGGCCACCAACAAGCAAUACAGCGUUCGAGACCUGGUGACGCUGUGCUUCGAAAUGGUGGGCAGGCCGGUGAUCUGGCGGGGAACCGGCCUGGAGGAGGAGGGUGUGGAUGAGAAGAGUGGCCAGGUGCUGGUUCAGGUCUCUCCAAAGUAUUUCCGACCCACCGAAGUGGAAACGUUGCUUGGUGACCCGAAGAAGGCCAGCGAGAAGCUGGGAUGGCCCCUUGGUCGCUUAAGGGUGGAGUGUUUAGGGUUUAGGGUUAGGGUUUAG